Helianthus annuus (common sunflower) is the source of this 2074-nucleotide messenger RNA. Its product is annotated as pentatricopeptide repeat-containing protein At2g21090. Gene Ontology annotation, biological process: RNA modification. The transcript has a single exon. Gene Ontology annotation, molecular function: RNA binding; protein binding. Lineage: Eukaryota; Viridiplantae; Streptophyta; Magnoliopsida; Asterales; Asteraceae. The coding region runs from base 259 to 2073 and encodes 604 amino acids. The record is from RefSeq and is a predicted model, not a curated record.
UCCACUACUUUUAUAAAAACUUAAAAGUACUUGAAUUGCAAUUCGCUCUAUUGAAAUUGAAAUUGGGACAAAUUUGACGUGGCAAUAUUCGAUCGGCGAACCGUCAUCACAGCCGCCGCUCGCCGGAACUAAAAGGCUCCGGCCACCAUCACUACCAAUAACAACAACAACAAAACAAAAACAAAUAAAGAUCCAAAUGAAGUUCACCAUCAACAACAAAACAACACCUUUCUCGUAACAUGGUGUCUUUCUUUUGCAAUGCCCUCUUUCAACCCCACCAACUACAACCAAAUUCAGCGUCCCUGUGUCAUCCAAUCAGUCCUCAAUUUAUGCUCCAAAGGCCUUAUAACCGAAGCGGUCAAAUCACUCGAUAAUUUAGCAUCCAAAGGCCUGCGUUUGGACACCAAAUCUUUAGCCUUUUUGUUGAAACAAUGUGCGAAUAAUAGAUUGAUUAAAGAAGGGAAAUGGGUGCAUUUGCAUAUGAAUGUUACAGGUCGGAAAAGACCCGGUACGUUCUUGUGUAAUCAGUUGAUUCAUAUGUAUUCGGAAUGUGGGGAUUCUGUUGGUGCACGUAAGGUGUUUGAUGAAAUGCCUGUGAGAAACUUGUAUUCGUGGAACAGUAUGCUUUCUGGGUAUGCUAAGUUGAGGAUGAUGGAGCCUGCUCGGACGUUGUUUGAUCGAAUGGGUGAGAAGGAUGUCGUGUCGUGGAAUACAAUGGUUAUAGGUUAUGCGCAUAACGAGGAUUUUAAUGAGGCGUUGAGGUUUUAUAAAGAGUUAAAAAUGUUGAAGAUAGGAUUGAAUGAGUUUAGUUUUGCUGGAGUUUUGACUGUUUGUGUGAAAAGAAAGGAUUUGGAACUCACGAGACAGGUUCAUGGGCAGGUGUUUGGUUUUGGUUUCUUGUCGAGUUUGGUGCUUUGUAGUUCGAUGAUUGACUGUUAUGUGAAAUGUGGCGAGAUGAGCGAUGCGAGAAAGCUGUUUGAUGAAAUGCCUAAAAGAGAUGUCGUUUCUUGGACUACUUUGAUUUCGGGUUAUGCAAAAUGGGGCGACAUGAAUACGGCUAGGCAGUUGUUUGACGACAUGCCGAAGAAGAAUCCUGUGUCUUGUAAUGCAAUGAUCUCCGGGUAUGCAAGAAACGGUUUCGGGCAUGAAGCGCUUGAGUUGUUCACAGAAAUGAUGGUUAAACGAGUUAAACCCGAUCAAUUCACUUUCAGCAGUGCUCUAUGUGCUUGUGCUAGCAUCCCAUCGAUCAAAAACGGUAAACAAAUCCACGGGUUUUUAAUCAAAACACAUUUCAAACCGAACACUAUAGUCGUUAGCUCUCUGAUCGACAUGUAUUCCAAAUGUGGAAAUCUAGCACUCGCUGAUCGUGUUUUCAAACUCACGAGUGAUAAAACCAACACGAUACUAUGGAACACUAUGAUAUCUGCAUUGGCACAACACGGUCAUGGAGAAUCAGCAAUGAACGUGUUCUCCGACAUGGUCAACUCACAAGUCAAACUAGAUAGAAUCACAUUCGUCGUGAUUCUAAAUGCAUGUAGUCAUUCGGGUCUAGUUAAAGACGGGCUAAAUACUUUCAACACGAUGAUGCAUGAACAUAAUGUUAUUCCUGAUGAAGAACACUAUGCGUGUUUGAUUGAUCUUUUGGGUCGAGCAGGGUGUUUUGAUGAGGUGGUAAAUCAGUUAAGAACAAUGCCUGUUAAACCCGAUGCUCGUGUAUGGAAAUCUUUACUAGGGAUAUGUAGGAUUCAUGGAAACUUAGACUUAGGAAUAAAAGCUGCUGAACGGUUAAUUGAGUUGGAACCAAGAUCUUCUGUAGGGUAUGUGUUGCUUUCGGGUAUGUAUGCAGCUUCCGGAAGGUGGGAACAUGUGUCGAAAGUGCGAAAACUUAUGAACGAAAGAGACGUGAGGAAAGAAAGAGGCGUUAGUUGGUUAGAAGACGGGAACAAGUUGCAUGCUUUUGCGGUAUCAGAUAAAUCGCACAUUUUAAAAGAUGAGCUUGAGUCAGUUUUGGAGAUUUUGUCUAUUCAGAUGGAAGAUGAUGAAUUGAUGAUGACUCCUUUUUCUGAUGCUUGAA